ACCGUAUGACAUCUUCUGAUUGGGGAAAUCCCCAACCGACUCUAUAUAUACCGUAUAAAAUUUCUGACUGAGACACAACAUUGUUCUGUUCUGGUAAAUUCACCUCAAAAAUAAAAGAAUGAUGUUUUCCAUUCCUUUAAUGCUUUUCAUGUCAAUACCACAAGUCAGAACGGGGUCCUUGUUAACCGGUACGUAUGAUCCGAACUCUACGGCUUUGAUCAAUGAAAGACGUGACAUCAAGAAAUCGACGUUCUUCGACAGAUCAUCAACCAGGAAACUCUCAUCCGUUUAGCCGUGGUCAAGGAUUUAAAGACAGUAGUGGACGACGUUAGUUUUUUGAGGCGAAACAUGGCGUCUACAGAAACGAUGUCCUCCUCUCUACAGCAGGCGUUAAAUACAUUGAAAGGCAGGUUGAUUCUCUCAGGCAGGACAAGACCGUAGCGCAGAAAGCAGAAAUAUUAAAAAGACAAGUUGAUACUCUUAGAAGAGAGAACAAAGUUUUAGCAGAGAAAAUAGAAAUUUUGGAAAGACAGGUUGAAAUAAAUAAGAGUAACGCUUUACAGCAGAGUGUAGAAACAUUGACAACACAGGUGAAUUCUUUGAGUCGGGAACAAAGAAGAGAAAACAAGAAGAUUGCACUGAAUUGCGUGAACAAGAUUCAAGAAACUGAGCAGAAGUUUAAUAGAAACAUCGCAAACCGUGAAGAAAGGUUCAAAAAUAAAGGAUUGUAAGGACCAUUAUCUACAAGGACAGACACAGUCUGGUGUUUAUGAAAUACAUCCCUUCAAUAACGAGACCCAGGUCAGCUUGUACUGUGAUAUGGAAACUGAAGGCGGAGGAUGGACAGCAAUCCAGAAACGGGUGAGUGGAUCCGAGAGUUUUUACAAAACGUGGAAGGAAUACAAAAAUGGGUUUGGAACCCCUAAAGACUCCCACUGGAUAGGGAAUGACGUCAUACACCAGCUUACCAAGGGAAGCAACUCAUCUCUCUACGUCUCUAUUACAUUAAGAAAUGGUCAAACUUUGUAUGAACUAUAUCACCAGUUUUCCAUUUCUGAUGAAACGGACAACUACAAACUUUUUCUUGGAGGGCCAGCUACCGGAAGCUUAGGUGACAGCAUGUUAAACACAGGAAAUUCUGGCGCUGAUCUGUCAGAGAUGUACUUCAGUACACCAGACAGAGAUAACGACAGAUGUGAAUGUAACUGUGCUGCUCUCAGUUAUGUUAGAGGAGGCUGGUGGUUUAACAACUGUCACUGGGCCUUCCUUAAUGGGCCAUGGUUGCUGGCAGAAUGGCACAAUCCUUGGUGGCCUACAGUAGAGAGUGGAUCAGCUAUAAGGGAGACCAUGAUGUUAAUCAAACGUCACUAGAUGAACAUUCAAAAUUGAGAGAUCAGGCCUCAAAUUGACGACGGUCACCAAUCAGUCAGAGAAAACAUUUCUGAUAAAAGAUCCUAUUUUAAAUUUAUAAUGGGAUUCUAUUCAUUCUUUUUUUUUAAUAAUGAUAUAUAUUAGGAGAGAAAACUUGUAAAGGAUUGUAUUUUGAGGGGGUUUUGUGGUUGAACUAUUUGCUGAAGCAAUAAAGUUUUAUUAAUUUUCCUUACCGAAUGUACCCAGUUAAAUCUGUGCAUAAUAUAUGUUGUAAUAAAUUGAAAAUUAGAAAUAUUCCGUUCUUAUUUACGACCACUGCCACAUGAAGAUGC
Saccostrea echinata is the source of this 1703-nucleotide messenger RNA. Its product is annotated as ficolin-2-like. The transcript has 6 exons. Bases 820 to 1371 code for a protein of 183 amino acids. Lineage: Eukaryota; Metazoa; Mollusca; Bivalvia; Ostreida; Ostreidae. The record is from RefSeq and is a predicted model, not a curated record.